UUUCUCUCUCUCUAUAGAUCUCAACAGCUCUCCUGGGAAUAAAUCUGCCGCAUGUGAAAUAUAAUAUCAUCAAUAGAGAGAGAGAGAGAGCUUAUGACUGCUGCCUCUCUGAGCUGCUCCGCUGAAUAUAUUACUUCUCAAAUCGCUUGCUUAAAAACGGCCUCUUCUAGCUCCAAGCCGCCACUACCGAGCUUGCUCCUGCGCGUGGGGCAUUUAACUACGCUACUCCCGCGCUGAGUUGCUCUAAUCCGUAUAAAAAUGGAGCCGUGGCCAUGGUCGCCGCCAUCCUUUUACCCUGUUGAAAGCCCGCUCUUGGAGAGUUGUGGGGAAUCAUGUUGGCGAAUCCACCAGGCAAUGGACGGAGCAAGAGAGGGGCGCAAUGGUCCUCCCACCUUACGCAUGCGGCGGCUUGGAAGAGCGCUCGAUGCUUGAGGAUCCAAAGCACCAGGAAUGGCGUGGGAAUGGGUUUUCUCAGGACAGAAUGAGGAAAAGAAGUGGAAAAAGCAAGAAGAUUGUCAAAAGUCCCGAGUAUUAAAACUUGGGUGUUCUAAUUGAGAGUGCUCGUACACUUCCAUUUUCCGCUCCAACAUCAAACUCCUUCUUCCUUUCUUUCCUUCCUCUUCUAUUGUUAAACGUCUCUGGAAGAAGAAAUAGAAAAAAAAUCAAAAGAAGUUAUCCUUAUCUUUUCAGUUUCCAUCUAGCUCCCAUACCUACAUACUCCGCUUGAACAAUGGCCUCCUUCUUACCUCUCGCAGACUCUGCUCUGUUCACACCCCUUCAGCUCGGCGCCCUUCAGUUGGAGCAUCGAGUUGUCCUUGCGCCGCUCACCCGCAUGCGAGCUUCCAAAGAGUCUGAGGGUGUCUACGUUCCUAAUGAUCUGAAUGUACAAUAUUACUCAGAGAGAGCCACAAAAGGUGGCUUCCUAUUAACGGAAGCUACUCCAAUCAGCCGAUAUGCCGCCGGCUACCCUGGUGUACCUGGCAUUUUCACCCCAUCGCAAAUCGCCGGCUGGAAAAGAGUCACGGACGCCGUCCACGCCAAAGGCGCCUUCAUUUACUGCCAACUCUGGCACGUAGGGCGGGCCACCGUCCCCUCAUUCCUCGACGGCAAAUCCCCCGUCAGUGCCUCCAACAUCCCCAUCUCGGGCGAUGCGCUGGACGGCUCGAAAUAUGCCGACUCGGCCCCCACCCCCCUAACAGUUGAAGAGAUUCAGGAGCUUCUGGUAGAGUACGCUGCAGCGGCCAAGAGGGCGCUGGAAGCUGGAUUCGAUGGCGUAGAGAUUCAUGGAGCAAAUGGCUACCUCCUCGAUCAAUUCCUGCACGACAACGUCAACAUCCGCACGGAUGCCUACGGCGGCAGGAUCGCCAACCGCUCCCGCUUCCCGCUCGAAGUCAUCCGGUCCGUGACAGCCGCCAUCGGCGCCGAACACGUCGGCAUCCGCCUCUCCCCUUACAACUACUUCCAGGACACCCGCGACUCGGACCCCAACCCGCACUGGGUGUAUCUGUGUGAGCAGAUCGCCGCGCUGCCGCAGGAAAACCGCCCUGCCUAUGUGCACAUGGUCGAGCCGCGGUUCGACGAGGUGCUAGAUGAGGAGGCGAAGCUGGCUGCGUUAGCCGCGACGACCAACGGGGAUCCAAAGGAGAAGGUGCCGUCGAAGGAUUACUCGCUCGACCAUUUCCGCAAGCCGUUGAAGAAGGGUGGUGUUGCGCUGCUGGCUGCGGGUAACUUUAAGCGGGAGAAUUGCGUGGCGAAGAUCAAGGCGGAUGGGGCGGAUGCGAUUGUGUUUGGGCGGUGGUUUUUGGCCAAUCCGGACUUCGUGAGGAGGUUGCGGGAGGGGUUGGCGCUUAAUAAGUAUGAUCGGACGACGUUCUAUGGGGCCACGCCGCCCUCGAAGGGGUAUACAGAUUAUCCAUCUCUCUAUAAGCGGGAGGGGUUGGAGGGGAGUGGCUGAGUUAGUGGAACCAAUUAGUUAGGCGUUAGUUUGUCGAUGUAUACAUCCUUAGAUCUACAUGAAACGAAUAGAUUUCCAUAAAUAUAUUAAUUUUGCAAUUGUG
Molecule: messenger RNA, 2057 nt
Organism: Blastomyces dermatitidis ER-3
Lineage: Eukaryota; Fungi; Ascomycota; Eurotiomycetes; Onygenales; Ajellomycetaceae
Product: NADH:flavin oxidoreductase/NADH oxidase
Exons: 3
Coding region: 731-1954 (407 amino acids)
Molecular function (GO): NADPH dehydrogenase activity; FMN binding
Source: RefSeq, a predicted model, not a curated record